Messenger RNA from Olea europaea var. sylvestris, 814 nucleotides. Its product is annotated as glutaredoxin-C6-like. The transcript has a single exon. Lineage: Eukaryota; Viridiplantae; Streptophyta; Magnoliopsida; Lamiales; Oleaceae. The record is from RefSeq and is a predicted model, not a curated record. The coding region runs from base 100 to 567 and encodes 155 amino acids.
CUCUUUCCCAUUUCUCUUCCACGUACACAUUACCUUCCCCAGUUGCCAGCCUCUGACAAUUCCCCACUUCACUUACGACAAAUUUUCGUAGUGCUGGCGAUGCAAGGCGUCCACCGCUACGGGCAGCUAGCUGAAGGCGGAGUAAGGCUAGAAUUGACUCCAACCACCACCUCGCCACUCGCCUUAGACGAGGCGGAGUCAACGGAGAUGCGUAUCCAGCGCCUAAUCUCUGAAAAUCCAGUUAUCAUCUUCAGCCGUUCUUCGUGCUGCAUGUGCCACGUCAUGAAACGCUUGCUCUUCACCAACGGCGUGCACCCCACCGUCAUCGAAUUGGAGGAGGACGAAAUCGUCGCUCUAAAUAACAACCAGGUUGCCGCCUCCGCCUCCGCCCCCGCCCCAAAAGGCGGCGAUGGCGACGUUGGAAGGGAAGGUGUAGGUGCACCGGCGUUAUACAUAGGAGGUGCACUUGUUGGUGGGUUUGAAAGUCUCCUGGCACUCCAUUUGAGCGGUCACCUCGUGCCCAAGCUUAUUGAAGUUGGCGUUCUUCAAAAUAAUAGGGUAUUGUAAUUAUUAAUUAUAAGUUACUUAAAAGCUUGGGAUCUUGACAUGAUUCUAGUUUAAUUAGCCGAGACCAAAAAAUAUAUAUAUUCGUAAAGGUUUCGUUCUCUUAUUCGUGUAGUCCUCGUGAUUAGUAAAUUCUUAGCAUGAAUUGUGACUUUUUUAUGUGGUUUUUAUUUGAAUUGUAAUGUUAGUGGCAUAUAUUUUGUAAUGCUUCUUAAUUUCAAAAGAUUUUAUGUAAAUUUCUUUAUUUGAA